GGCUGUUGAUUCUGUGGAAGACGAUGGCUGAACCUCGACCUGCUCUGCUCUGGCUCCUGUCUCUGCUGCUGCCACUGCUCUUGAGCAAGGCAUCCCUGCCUGCGGCCGCUCACACUCUCAACCCCGAGCGGCAACCGCAGCACAAAAGCAUCCACCUGGACUGGCCUAAGGACUGUGGUAUGGCUCACUUCAAGCCCAACAUGGCUGAAAGGAUUGUAUCUGGGAAUGAGGCCAGACCUCACUCCUGGCCCUGGCAGGUCUCUCUGCAGGUUCGUCCCAAGGGAAGUAAACAUUACAUCCACGUCUGCGGAGGAACUCUCAUCCACAAGAACUGGGUCCUUACUGCGGCUCACUGCUUCCAGAAGGGUAAAGCUGAGGAUGCUGGGAGCUGGAGGAUCGUUCUAGGGAAGCACCAGCUGAGGCGUUCAGAGACAGCAGAAAGGAGUUUCCCAGUGAAGAGAAUCUACCGGCAUGAGAACUUCCGUUACCCUACUCACAGCGAGCUAGACUAUGACAUUGCCCUGGUGAGGGCCGCCACAGACAUCCUCCCUUCAAACUUCAUCCGCUACGCCUGCCUGCCGCGCAAGCAGACCAACCUCAAACCGGGACACUACUGCUGGGUCACAGGCUGGGGAGACACAAGGGGUGGAAAGGAGAACUUGUCUCUGGCAGAAGCUUUAAAUCAAGCACGUCUCCCGAUCAUUGACUUCAAGACCUGCCGGCAGAAGAAAUUUUGGGGGGACCGCGUCCGAGACUCUAUGAUCUGUGCUGGAUUUAGGGACACCGAGGAUCCACCAGCCGCAUGCCAGGGAGACUCUGGUGGUCCUCUGCUGUGCCAGGUGGGGCUCGACCGCUGGGAGGUGCACGGCGUUGUGAGCUUCGGCCCCAUCGGCUGCACCGUGGAGAACAAACCCAGUGUGUUCACCCGCACUGCUGCUUACAUGCCCUGGAUCGAGGCAACGCGGAUCAGGGACUUCUUUCUGCACUAACCAGAUCUUGAGCUCUGCUCCAUUUAAUGUCUUCAGACCUGCCCAAACUGUUUUUUUCUACUAGUCUCAGUCACAACCACAAUGUUGUUUCAUCAACAACCACUUAAAACUGUAAAUGUUCUCAACUUGCAUUUGUUGUUUUAUAACACCCUAUGUAAGCAGUCAGCACUGCCUAGUUUAUACCAGACAAGACCUUUUACAUCCAACAAUGUGCAAUAAAACUUGUUCAAAGCAA
Molecule: messenger RNA, 1224 nt
Organism: Solea senegalensis (Senegalese sole)
Lineage: Eukaryota; Metazoa; Chordata; Actinopteri; Pleuronectiformes; Soleidae
Exons: 6
Coding region: 24-989 (321 amino acids)
Biological process (GO): proteolysis
Molecular function (GO): serine-type endopeptidase activity
Source: RefSeq, a predicted model, not a curated record